AUGACUCUACAACUCAACCAAGAGAUGGAAAGUACAUGCAGUAUGCAGCGCAUCUUCAUUGACCCAACUCAUGAUCAGUCUCCCACACGGGAUCUACCCGCCUCGAUCAUUCCGCCCAACAUUCUCCCUCCAUCCAAGGCAAUUCAAUCUCACCCGACCACGGACGGAGGUAUCGACAAUGCAUCCAUUUACUACGUCGGUGCAGCAACGAUCAUCAUAAGAGAGUGGACAGGCAUUCGAAUUCUGACAGACCCCAAUUUCAUCCAUGCUGGGACCCACGCGCAGUUCGGUGGAGGAGUCUCGAGCGAGCGGCGUACCAACCCCGCGGUGGAACUCCAUGAUCUACCCCGAAUUGAUCUUAUUUUGCUGUCGCAUUUUCAUGGGGACCACUUUGAUCAAAAAGUCGAAGCCUCCCUCCGCCGAGAUGUACCCAUCAUCACCAACCCCCAUGCAAAGGCCCAGCUCACGGCUCGAGAUCAAGACCCGUUCACCAACGUCUCGGCUCUCCGUCCGUGGGAGACUGCGCUGAUCGAGAUCGGUGGCACGGGAGGUACAAAACGACCAUUACUUCGUGUGACAGGUACAACUGCGCAGCACGUCUCUAGUAAUGCUGUUGUUGAGUUGUUGAACAAAUGGGCUCAGGCAAUUCCACCCACCAAUGGCUGGAUCCUCGAACUCGGCACGAGCGCCAACUCCCACGACAUGACCGACUUCAACGCAGGCUACCGCAUCUACAUCACCGGCGACACUCUCAUGAACGAAUCUCUCCAUUCCAUCCAUCAGCGAUGGAACCCCAAACACGAGCCCAUCAAUCUGAUGCUCGCGCAUCUCGGAGGAACGAUGAUUCCCUCGCCCGCCGUCUCACCAUUCGCUUUCCAGGUCUCCAUGGAUGCAGGACAAGCCGUACGGUUGAUCAAGUUGAUUGAGCCGGAGGUGACCAUUCCACUCCACUAUGAGGACUACGUGAAUCAGGCGAGUUCGCUGGCAGAGUUUACAGAGCAGGUCAAGCUGGCGGGAUUAGAAGGGCAAGUGGUGAUUUUGGAACGGAGAGAGAGUUUCCAGUUCCGAGUUCGGGAACCGGUUGGACGGGUGAGGGUGGAGGAUGUUUACUUUGGGGGUGGGAGGGAUAUAGGUCUCUAG
Molecule: messenger RNA, 1140 nt
Organism: Penicillium diatomitis
Lineage: Eukaryota; Fungi; Ascomycota; Eurotiomycetes; Eurotiales; Aspergillaceae
Product: MBL fold metallo-hydrolase
Exons: 5
Coding region: 1-1140 (379 amino acids)
Source: RefSeq, a predicted model, not a curated record